Messenger RNA from Botrytis cinerea B05.10, 1714 nucleotides. It is a transcript of the gene Bcapd1, whose product is annotated as Bcapd1. The coding region runs from base 299 to 1438 and encodes 379 amino acids. The transcript is spliced from 2 exons. NCBI's taxonomy places the organism in Eukaryota, Fungi, Ascomycota, Leotiomycetes, Helotiales, Sclerotiniaceae. The record is from RefSeq and is a predicted model, not a curated record.
GCAUUCAAAAGCUUUCGUUCUCUUCCUUAUACCUUAUACCUUCCAUCUGCCAUCUGCCAUCUGCCGCAAUUCUAGCAUCAAGCAUCCAGUAUCAAACAUCAAAUCACACAAUUCCUACGCCUUGUACGCAUACGCAUACGCACCAACACCACAAUCCAUCAGAUAAAAUCCAAAGCGGAUCAGAUAAGAGAUUCCACGUUGCUCGGGCACUACGAGGUAUUCCGCACAAUCACCGGAAUAUGACGACUGGCUGGCAACCAAUGAUCGUACAGCAUUAUUAGCAUUGAUCCCCACCAAAAUGUCGAGUAUUGGAAAUAAAACCAGCCAUGAUGCCACGAGAGUUGCGACGAAUUCCACCCCGCGCAAGAAGAAGAGAAACAUGACUUCCACUUUCAAAUCCCUCUUAAAUUCUGCCAAGCAAACCAUCUCUGGCCAAUCCACCCCAAUUCCAGGAACCCCUUCAGAAAAUACUCCCAUCGAGCAAAUAUUCCCAAAGGUUGACCCGACUGUGGAUGGAGAUGAUUGUGACCAUGAUUGCGAAUCGUGUCAUGUGAAAUAUCCAAAAGGCUUCAAGAUAGACGAGGAUGAUGAGCUCUAUGGUCAUGUCAAAGGAUGGAGUACACAUAUUCUAGUCGCGACAGGAAAAUCGGAUUGGGUGAGAGAUGUCGCAGAUGAGAAGGGAAGUGUAAUGCAAGCAAUCGAUCAUGGUUCGGUGAAACCAAGUAAUGGGAAGCUCAUGCUCUCCGCGUCCAACAUACCCACACCUUCACAUUCGACAGAUUACUCGCAGCCUACGACUGUACUUCUCUUACCUGCAUUCGUCGUAAUUGACAACGUUACUCCACAAUCGGUGCCAACUCUGAUUACAGAGUUCAUCGACAAAGCCCCUACCAACAUGACACCUCUUGGACCCCUUUCGAUACCGCAAUCCCUCCCCGAUCCUCUCCCAUCCGCAGAACAACUCACAUCACGUCCAUCACCCCACCGAGCACUUAUCCUGCUCUGUUCGCAGAAAACUCGAGAUGCAAGAUGUGGACAAAGUGCGCCAUUACUGAAGAAGGAAUUCGAGAGGCAUUUGAGACCGCUAGGACUUUUCCGCGACUUAGAUGACGAUAGACUGGGAGGAGUUGGUAUAUACUUUAUAUCUCACGUUGGAGGACACAAAUAUAGUGCAAACGUCAUGAUCUACCGGAGAUCGGACGCGUUUGGGUUGGACAAUGUUGAAAGAGCCAACACGGAUGGGGAUAUAAUGCCAUCGAAAGUGGUACCUGGAGAAGAUGAGGAUAAGGGUGCUGCUCAAUGUAUGUGGCUAGCAAGAGUGAAACCUGAAGAUUGUGAGGGGAUUGUGAAAUUUACCAUUUUGCAAGGCAAGCUAAUCAAGCCGGAAAGUCAAUUGAGAGGUGGGUUCGAUCGGCAAAAGGGACUCUUCAGUUGGUAGGAGUCGGUAGAUAAUCCCCGGACCUGAGAGGAGAGGUUUCAUUUUGUGCAGGUAGGGAAGCGUUUGCAAAAGUUGCUUGGGGGGGGGGGGUUUAGAUGAGAUUUAAGCAUAUAAGCAUACACCUAAUCAUCAUAGAGUUAGACGGUAGCAGGCCAACCAGCAUUGUGAGGGAGGUUUUAUUAAUCCUUCAAACAAUGAAAAUGGAAAAUUGAGUUUUCGCUCGACGAAGUUCCGAGGGAUCCAUUGAUCCAUUGAUCCAUUGAAUUAUUGAAAUUA